CAACCAACCAGCAACAUAUUUUAAAGUUUCCAUGUUUGACGAAAUAUAUUCGACAUUAUAUUUAUCCUAGCAUCACCUAAGGUAGUAAUAAAUAUUAUAAUUAUAUUUCUAUUUAUCUUCAUCUUCAUCUUUAUCUUUAUAUAUCAUACCGUCCUAAUAAUUCAUAUUAUAUCACAUCGUAUUAUUUUAUUUUCUCUUCUUACUCGAUCAAAGGGACCAUGACUUUCGCAAAACCUAUUGCAACACCUGUCCAGUCUUGCUGUACCUGCGCAACUCUUCUUCAUGAAGUUCCGCGUUAUAGCGACUCGGAAAAACCCUUACCCAAAGAUCGCCAGUUAGAGUGCUGUCAGCGAGUAAUAUGCGGUAACUGUCGUAGCAAAAAUCCUCGCUUUAAUACCUAUUGCCCCUAUUGUCAAAUUUCGUUAGUAGACACAAAACUCCCGCCUGGUCUAAAGGACCCUCCUUCGUACGAAUCAUCGGUCGCAACCGGUUCCUCAAAGAACCCCUCAGCAGCGCCACCACCCUAUACGCCGCCCGCAACCCAAAAAUUCCCGACCCAAUCAGAUGAAAAGUCCGGCGCUCUUGACGCUUUCGAUAAACCAGCAGAAGAUACCCUGCACUUCCUAAAUCAUGAGCAUGACACUAUUACUUCUCUUUCCCUCCGUUACGGUGUUCCUGCACCAGUUCUUAGACGCACCAACAAGAUCACGAGCGAUCAUCUAAUCUUGGGGCGACGGACCAUACUUAUACCUGGAGAGUAUUAUAAAGGCGGCGUGAGCUUGUCGCCACGACCUGUCGAAGGCGAAGAGGAAGAGGCCAGAAAAUCCAAGAUCCGACGCUGGAUGAUGGCAUGUAAGGUUCAUGAAUACGACGUUGCUGUUCUCUACUUGGAGCAGGCCGGCUAUGACCUCGAAAUGGCAACCGAGGCCUUCUUCGCAGACGAAGAGUGGGAGCAGACACACCCGGUUGAAACAGCGGGGAGAGGUAAAGGGAUUGCGAGGCAAGCUAAUAGUAAGAGCUCAUAUUGGAGGAAUCGUAGAGGAUAGAGACACAGAUGAAUGAAUAAAACUUGUGCUUGAAAUAUCGACGUCUCUGAAUUAUAUAGGCAUAAGUUUGUGCACAGUCUCGCGCAUGAAGGGGGUGUUGUACCUUUAGAAAGCUCAUAAAUUAAAUGGACAUGUU
Daldinia caldariorum is the source of this 1182-nucleotide messenger RNA. RefSeq lists its product as uncharacterized. Lineage: Eukaryota; Fungi; Ascomycota; Sordariomycetes; Xylariales; Hypoxylaceae. Bases 219 to 1046 code for a protein of 275 amino acids. The transcript is spliced from 2 exons. The record is from RefSeq and is a predicted model, not a curated record.